Molecule: messenger RNA, 1560 nt
Organism: Rotaria sp. Silwood1
Lineage: Eukaryota; Metazoa; Rotifera; Eurotatoria; Philodinida; Philodinidae
Source: the annotation of a GenBank genome assembly
AUGGCGUAUGCUUAUUGGAAAAGUGGCAAACACCAAGGUGAAUCUACGUUUGACCUCUUUUUUCGCAAGAAUCCAUUUGGUGGUGAAUUUACAUUGUUUGGUGGCCUCGAAGAGUGUUUAAAAUUCGUACAAAAUUACAAAUUUCAAACAUCCGACAUUGAUUAUCUUCGCAAAGCGUUACCCGAAUAUAUCGAAAAGGAAUUUUAUGAUUUUCUAUCGACAAUCGACAUGAAUGAUAUUAAAAUUUAUGCAAUGCCUGAAGGCACUGUGGUUUUUCCUCGCGUGCCGUUACUUCGUAUCGAAGGACCUAUUCUAAAAGUGCAACUGCUCGAAACAACUCUACUGACACUAAUCAAUUACGCUAGUCUAGUAGCAACGAAUGCCGCUCGAUUUCGUGCGGCAGUAGAUUCGAGUAAAAAGUUUCACGAAUUCGGUCUACGACGCGCACAAGGUCCAAAUGGAGGUCUUAGCGCCUCAAAAUAUUGUUAUUUAGGUGGCUUUGAUGGUACGUCCAAUGUACUAGCUGGUAAACUUUAUGGAAUUCCUAUUCAAGGAACACAUGCACAUGCUUAUGUUAGUUCAUAUGAAAGUCUUGAUGAAUUGAAAGUUCGAGAAUUAUCUGAUCGAAUCACUGGUGAAUCACGUCCAUUUGCACAAUUAUGCUUGAAAUAUCUCGAUGAACUUGGUCCUAUACUCAAAAUAUUUCCUGAUCAAACUAGCAAAGGUGAAUUAGCUGCAUUUGUUGCCUAUGCUAUCUCGUUUCCUUCUGGCUUUUUGGCUUUGGUCGAUACGUACGAUGUUCUCAAGUCUGGUGUUCCGAAUUUUUUGGCUGUUACUCUUGCAUUACACGAUUGUAAUUAUCAAGCACUUGGUCUUCGUUUGGACUCUGGCGACUUGGCCUAUUUAUCGAUGGAAGUACGAGCAAAUUUUAUUGAAGUCGCUCAAAAAUUCAAUCUACCUUACAUCGAACAUUUAACUAUUGUGGCAAGUAAUGAUAUCAAUGAGGAUACAUUGCAUUCAUUGGGAAAACAAGAACAUGCAAUUGACGUAUUCGGUAUUGGAACACAUUUAGUUACAUGUCAAAAACAACCAGCACUUGGUUGUGUCUAUAAAUUAGUUGAAUUGAAUGGAACACCACGCAUCAAAGUAAGUCAAGACAUCGAAAAAGUAACGAUUCCUGGUCGAAAAAAUCUUUAUCGAUUCUACGAUAGUCAUGGUUUAGCUCUAUGUGACUUGAUGACUACAGCUGAUGAACCAGAACCAAUAGCCGGAACUCGAAUGCUCUGUCGACAUCCAUUUUUUGAGACGAAACGUGCCUAUGUUACACCAACAACGGUACAAUGUAUGUAUAGAUUAUAUUGGGCCGAUGGUCAAAUUCAACAUGCACUUCCAACAUGGCAAGAAGUUCGUAGUUAUGCCCAACAACAAAUCGAAACAUUGCGUAAAGAUCAUCGACGCAAUCUGAAUCCGACACCGUACAAAGUCUCUAUUACCGAUCGUCUCUAUAAGUUUUUACAUAAACUCUGGGUGCAGAGCGUACCAAUUGGUGAACUUGCCUAA